Molecule: messenger RNA, 3687 nt
Organism: Notothenia coriiceps (black rockcod)
Lineage: Eukaryota; Metazoa; Chordata; Actinopteri; Perciformes; Nototheniidae
Exons: 3
Coding region: 407-2467 (686 amino acids)
Biological process (GO): nervous system development; negative regulation of transcription by RNA polymerase II
Cellular component (GO): nucleus
Molecular function (GO): RNA binding; protein binding
Source: RefSeq, a predicted model, not a curated record
CAGACAAAGAGACGACAAGCAGGCACUCAGUUCUUUCCCUCAGUUUGGUGGGCUUGCUGGUGUUAUUCAAUCGGAGAUCAGAGGCAGUGUGUAACUGGAGGCUGCUGAUAUCUGCGGGUGUUGUGAGUGGCGGCAGUGCUGUGGAGGAGCAGUGUAGCCCAGUGAGGAGCUGAGGAGUGGGUUGACCCAGGGAGGAUUGGAAUAUGAAUGACUGCCAAGAUUGGGACGUCUGCUCAGCCUGCUCUAAGGUGAGUGGCGCUUCAAUCGGAAAGAAUCAACAGUGAUCUGACAGUGAUGCUGUGUAGCAGCGUCCCUCUCUGUCUGCCCCCCUCAUUCUCCCGUGAGGCCCAUGUGACCUAACCUACACCCACACACAGGGGGCCCCCAGUGCCGCUGGAGCCCACCCAUGAAUCCCAGCCCCGACCGCGGCAAAGAGUGCCUCCCUCCCAAAAAAAGGGAAACUCGGCAAGGAUCGUCCGAACACAACAUCCCUCUGGACGAGUUUAAACCCCCUGUGCCGCUCCGGAGUCGGUCCAGCACAGGGGGAGGGGAGGGGGGCAGGGAGGCCAGCGACAGGGAGCGAGCUCUGAUCAACCCGAGCCCCCAUCUCCUACAUACUCCUCCACCCCUUCCUGCUCCAGCACCAGGCCUCCCCCUGCCCCUACCAUGGCAUCUGGGCUACUCUCCCUCCAUCUCCCUCCCCCUUUUCCCAGGGCAGAUUGGAGAGAGGAGGGGCUCAGGGUCUCCCGCUUGGAGAGAUGAUGCUCUCUCCUCAGCCUUGCCCCACCACUCCAGGUGGCUCAGAGGGGAAGGCCCCCUCUCCUUGCCACCUUCCCCAUCUUCUUCUGCCGCCUCCUCCUUCAAGACUCCCUACCCAGCCGAUUCUAGAGAGAUUUGGUCCUACAUCAACAGUGGCCGGCGGGACAACAGCUCCCCUCUCUUCUCCCCCUCUUACUUGUUCAGCCAGCACUCUCUCUACACUCAAGAUCCAAGUUAUACUGAAGCCAGACAUAGAUACCUGGGCAAGAGGCUCAAUGGCCUAGAGGGGCCUGGCAGCAGGACUGCCUCAGCCUCCAGGUCUCUGCUCUCAGGAGAGUAUGGGAACGAGAGCAGCAGAGCCAGGCUGGACAUGGGUCCACACAGCUCCCAUACCAACGGUGGACGGAGACAGCAGGAGGAUCUAACAUCCCGUGUCCAUACUGGAGGGCCUUAUUUGUCAGACUCUCUAGCUCAGGAGGGCCCUGAGACACAUUCCUCACUGCAGGACAGACAUACACAUGGGAUAGUUAAGACCAGCUUACUCUCCUCCAGUCCCCAUCCCCUAGGACCAGUCCCCAGGGCAGGUAGAGGGGGUCUCCUGGACUCCCUAGGGGUCACACCAGCUGAGGCCCAGAUCUACUACUCCUUAGGAUCGGUGGGCCACCCCAGCCCUCAGGUCCAGCCCUACCCGCUCUACAGCCCCUCAGGAACCGCUCUGUACAACCUGCACAGGGAGCCAGUACCCAGGCAGCACAGUGUAAGGAACUCCCCUCACUCCCCCCUGGGUCUGCAUAACAGCCAUGACAGGUCACCAAGAGACCGGGACAGAGACCUAGAAAGAGACAGAGAGAAACUCCUACAAAGGGACAGGGAGCGAGGCAAAGAAAAAGAAAAGCACCUUCAACAUGACCAAGAAAGAGACACUGAGCGCGAGAGACGAAGGGAUAGGGAAAGAGACAGAGGGAGAGAGUUAUCUCCUUCUCAUGCUCACACCUCGCCCCCGACCCCUCACCCAUCUCCCCCUGCGCUCCUACCUCACUUCACCAAGGGUUCUCUGAUCGAGUUGGCCAGCGGCCGGUUGAAGCAGGUGGAGGAGCUGCGGACCGAAGACUUCUUGAGGAGCGCAGAUACCUCCCCCGAGUUUCACCUCAGCACCUGCACUGUGCUGCUGAUUUCCCCCAGCAGCACACAGGGCUUCAGCCACCUGCAGGUCCACCUCACAGACCGCAACACUCAGGAGCUACUGAAGGUCUUGGUGGAGUAUCCGUUCUUUGUGCAGGACCGAGGCUGGUCUUCUUGCUGCCCGCAGAGAACCUCACAGCUGUACGGCCUGCCCUGUCGCCAGCUCAUGGAAGGCGAUGUCUGCCUGGCUCUCACCCCCACCCCCACCCCCACCCAAACCCACCGGACACGCACGCGUACUGGCUCCAGGGCCCAUCGCACGCAACUCCCCCCAAGGGCUGCAGGAGACCCCAGCAGCUUGCACAGGGAGGAGAUGCCACCUCCACCUCCCCCUCCCCCUCUCCCUCACCACCCACCUCCUGCUGCACCGGCCCCUCGGCGGGCGCUGGCUGCAGUCCCCCCUGCUCAGGAGCAGCAACGUCCGCGAAAACGGCGCUGGUCUGCCCCGGAUACCUUACCCUCAACCGGCACUGAUGAAAGCCUCAUGGAUUUACCUCAUGGCUCCAAGCUAAUGAAGUGGCAGUAGAAACUUGGAAAUGCAUAGGCAUAUAUGCAUACUUACAAACACACAUAAGCACAUACACACCCUCCUAGUCUCUGUUGCACCCACCAAGAAGACAAUGGAGAGACCUCAAGGUAGGGUUGCAGGGAAGGAAUACAAAAAAAAGAAAACGCAAUUUACGGGUGUCCACUCUGCUGCCCAAAAUAUUAACCCCCACCCUAGUCUGGUCCUUGUUGCACCCUCCUUUCCUAUCCUUUCCUUUCUUCCCCUCAACAUUACUUAGCACACCCCUAAAAGGAGCAGCAGCAGAAGGAUCCCUAGAUGGCUCCUUACCGACACUGAAGACAUUGAGACAAUCAAGCACUUGUCUGUGUUCACUGUUUUUGUAAUGGUUGUCGCACACACCUACUUAAUGACAGUGUGUUCUGCAGGGUAUUGACUUCCAAUCAGUGUUAUGAAAGUAAACGCUAUUGAAGAAGUGCAGAUAUAUAUGAACAAAGGUUGACUAUAUAUAUUACAUUGCAGAUGUUAAAUACAGUACAUAUGCUAAACAGAUUUAAUGCAAUCUCUUUGUCGAUUUCGCGAUGCAUUUUUGUUUCUUUAAUUGUCUUGCAGCUGAGCCGAUGUCUACAUGUCGGCCUAUGCAGGCAAUGUGAAUGUAUGAGCAACUUAUAGCCUUUUUUUAUUCUCAUCACUGGGUGUCAUUUAAAACAAAUGAUUGUUCUUCAAGGCAUUACCCUCCAAUAUGUUCUUAACAUUUUCUCUGAGAGAGGGAGAACACUAAUGAAAACUGCGUAACAGACAAUCCCGCCCACACAGACAGGUCUGUGCCACAUCGCCUCGACACUCAUGGUGUUUUUCCAUUAAAAACAGAAUGAUGGAAAGAGUAGGAAGUGCAGUAUGGCUGACGAGUAAUGGUGCUAGUAACAAGUUGGAACAUGAUGCUUUGUGAAUACUCUUGACCCCUGUGUAUUGUACGCUUCUGUUCCCAUUUCAUUUUUUUAUGUACUGUAUUUGUUUGAAGGCAGGGAAAAUGAUGAAAGUAUUUUAAACUCAGAUACGGGUAUCUCCUCUGAUUCAGCACACUCUCUCACUUUAGUUUUUGUGUUUUUUUUAUUUAAAAAAAAAAAACCUUACCUGUGGAUUUUCUUUUUAAAUGUUAUAGCUACAAAAAUGUAUAUUUUUUAAAAUUGUGAAUCUGUUAUAUGAUGUUCGCUAGAAAUAAAGGAAAAAAAGCUUUAUAG